Molecule: messenger RNA, 1613 nt
Organism: Gadus macrocephalus (Pacific cod)
Lineage: Eukaryota; Metazoa; Chordata; Actinopteri; Gadiformes; Gadidae
Gene: marcksb
Product: myristoylated alanine-rich protein kinase C substrate b
Exons: 2
Coding region: 61-774 (237 amino acids)
Biological process (GO): actin filament organization; central nervous system development
Cellular component (GO): plasma membrane; actin filament bundle; cytoplasm
Molecular function (GO): actin filament binding; calmodulin binding
Source: RefSeq, a predicted model, not a curated record
GAAGCUUGCGGUCUUUGUUCAUUCAUUUCAUCGGUUGGGUUCCUUUGUUGAACCAAAAGCAUGGGAGCACAAAUCUCCAAAACCGCUGGAAAGGAAGACGUUGCUGCAGAAAAGCCAGCAGAAGGAGCUGCCGUCGAGGCGAAGGCAAACGGACAGGGGAAUGGCCAUGCCAAGACCAACGGGGAUGCCUCCCCAUCCACUGAGGAGGCCGUCGUCCAGGCCAAUGGCACUACUCCUGUCGAGGAUGCGCCCAAGGAUGGAGAGGAGAAGAUAGAGGCAGUGGAGGUCAACGGCGAAGGCAAGGAGCCCGCCGCCACCAACGGAGAGGCCAAGGCAGAGGACGGCGCCACUCCCUCCGGCAGUGAGGACGCCAAGCAGAAGAAGAAGCGCUUCUCCUUCAAGAAGCCCAACUUCAAGCUCAGCGGCUUCUCCUUCAAGAAGACCAAGAAGGACUCUGAGGAGGCCACGGGGGAGGAGGGUGCCGCCGCGGAGCCCGCCGCCGGAGAGGAGAAGCCCGCCGAGGAAGGCGGUGCGGCGGCUUCAGAGGAGGUGAAACCAGAGGAGGCCGCUAAAGAGGAGGCCAAGGAGCCGGCGGCGGCGGCUGCUGCUGCUGCAGUAGAGGCGGCUGCCGAGGAGCCCAAAGCAGAGCAGGCGAAGGCAGAAGGCGAGGUGGCGGCGGCGGCAGCGGCGGCAGUGGAGGAGAAGCCCACCGAAGCUUCACCCGCCGAGCCCGAGACGCCCGCCAGUCCAGAGGCCCCAGCGGCCGCCGAGUAAAGGCAGGCACUCUGCGCCAUGAUUUGAUGAAGUGAGAGGAGGCGGAGGGGGACCGGUGUGUUUGAGGGAAUGCGAGGACUUGUCUAGAACCAGACUUUAUUCUUCCUUUGUUCUUUUGUUCCUUGUUUGACCUUUUUUUGUUUUUUUGCCGACUGUUUCAUCCAUCCAUCGUGACAACAGGUUCCUUGGCAGUGGUGGGAGUAAGGGGUGGUUUUGGGGGGGGGGGAUUGCUCUGCUUCCAGACUGCUCAUUGGUGUUUGCAAUUGUGACGUGGGUGAAUGUACGUGUGCGAAAGUGAGUGUGAAUUUUUUUUAUAAUUUUUUUCUCUCUACACAUGAAACCAUGACUGACUGCGUUGGCGUCUCGCCGGAUGACUUUUGACGUAUUUAAAUGAAGUAUUUGGUGCUGGGCGUUUGGAUGUAGCAGCUGAAGCUGUGACUGCAAGUUUUGACACAUUGUGAUAUUUAAAAGGGAAAGUACUAAAAAAGGAAAAAAAAAAAGAUGGAAAAAAAACCCAAGUCUUAAAUGUUGUCUUUGCAGUGCACAGUUGUUUACAACUUAAAAGCUCAAUGCUUCUGUGGACACAUUUCCAUUUCCUAAAAGUAGUUUUUAGUUAAAUGUCGAAACAAUAGGUGCUCAUGGAUUUCUAUUAGAUUCCACCAUCUCAAGAUUCUGUAGUAAUGCACGUUGUAUAGACUUUGAUAUUACUGGUUUUAUGACUGAGAUGUACCUAAAUAAUUGAAGUUUUUAACAAAUGACCCAUUGUAAAUGAAGUUUUCUUGUUUGUUAAUUUUCACCAUUUGUAAGAUUGAAAUAAAAUUGGGAGAUGUUUUAAGCAA